AUGGCCAACACGUUCACGCUGCCGUUGCGCCCGAAGCACAUGGCCACUUCAGCCAAUACCUCCAACCACCACGACUGCGCCCUUUCAGAGCCCGCAGCCAACACGAUACCUCGCGACUCAGCAUUCGGCAGAAUUCUGGCUUGGGAUUUUCUGCGGCGCAAAAACGCCAUCUACAAGCAACAUUCUGCAGCAAUGUCAGACCUUGCCAAGAAGCACAGCGCGAGGCUUAGGAAUGACCUAGAGGCCCACUACCUCCUGGUACCGUCCUUCUUCUCAAGACCUCGGAGGGAGAUUCCUCACGACCUUGUCAAGCUCCACUGCAACAUCGUGUCAAAGGGUGUAUUCACGAGCGAUGGUCGAGUCCGCAAGCUGCCAGUCGUUCCCAAACACCUGCGGGCGAGUGCAGAGAGACGAUUCCUUGAAGACGUGGCACAUCUUCGGGAGGACUACGAGAGUGCCAUGUCCUCUCUGGUGGAAGAAAUCAAAGUGCUGUGUCCAGACCUUGUGCCCACAUGCACGGGGCCGGUAUAA
This is a messenger RNA of Thyridium curvatum, 531 nucleotides long. RefSeq lists its product as uncharacterized. Lineage: Eukaryota; Fungi; Ascomycota; Sordariomycetes; Thyridiales; Thyridiaceae. The transcript has a single exon. The record is from RefSeq and is a predicted model, not a curated record. Bases 1 to 531 code for a protein of 176 amino acids.